AUGGCAUCCAGGCCUCCAAAUCAAAGAACACAAAAGCCCGAUCUUCCUCCAAAAAGGGGCCAAGUUAAAGCUCGAAUUUUUGGGAGCUUUGCCGAGACUGUAUCCUCUGCGAUCUCAAAAGCAAGGGAAGUACUGGCUAAAAUCAAAGGAAGCAACAGCGCCACCGGUAGCGACAGCUCCACCUGCUUCGCCGCAAGUCCACCCUCGAGUCAGGACGUCGACAACUUCGCUAUAUCCAGAUUCCUUAAUGUCCUUGUAAUGCCGUGGAUGGUGGCGCGGAAAUGCUUGGGAUUAGGGAAGAAGAGAAAAUGUGAGAUGAUUUUCGGGCAUAAUGGGAUGGACACGUAUGAAUCUUCGGAGAAAGGAACGGGAGAUGAAGGGACAUUGAAAAUUGUUGGAGACGAAGAGCAAAGGAACAGAGCAUUUGAGGAAGAAGAGGUUUGGUUAGAGUUGUACAAGGUUGGUCAUUUGGGUUUUGGCAGAGUUUCUAUCACUGGAAUCCCUUCUCAGACCAAAAUUAUGAAUAUAGAAAUUUUGAGAUCAAAGUCAGAGUUCAGUGGCAAUCCUAGUGAGACAGAAAAUUUAUUGGAUGCAGGGAUCAAUUUAUGUGCUGGUUAUGCUGAUGAAAAUAUGAAACUGGGUGGCGAGAUCCAGCUUAUUGAGGAUUAUUGCCUGAUUAUCACCGACGCAAUCAAUGGCCAAGAUUUCAGAAUAGAAGAAGCCACCAUCAAAGACAUACAGCUGGCAUUCACCCAAAAAAAGCUCACUUCCCGCGAACUAGUUGACUACUAUUUGCACCGGAUCACAGCCCUUAAUCCAGUGCUUCGCAGCGUCGUUGAAGUAAAUCCUGACGCAUUGCAUCAGGCGGACCAGGCUGAUUUGGAGAGGGAGAGAAAUAACGACAGCCGUCGAUCAUUAAGUGACUUGCACGGUAUACCGGUGCUCCUCAAGGACAGUAUUGCUACCAAAGACAAGCUUAAUACUANAUUGUUCUAG
This is a messenger RNA of Fraxinus pennsylvanica, 996 nucleotides long. NCBI's taxonomy places the organism in Eukaryota, Viridiplantae, Streptophyta, Magnoliopsida, Lamiales, Oleaceae. The record is from the annotation of a GenBank genome assembly.